This is a messenger RNA of Daphnia pulex (common water flea), 3242 nucleotides long. It is a transcript of the gene Mlp84B, whose product is annotated as muscle LIM protein Mlp84B-like. Gene Ontology annotation, biological process: muscle tissue development; sarcomere organization. Gene Ontology annotation, molecular function: actinin binding; structural constituent of muscle. The transcript is spliced from 11 exons. The record is from RefSeq and is a predicted model, not a curated record. Gene Ontology annotation, cellular component: Z disc; cytoplasm; nucleus. Bases 419 to 1885 code for a protein of 488 amino acids. NCBI's taxonomy places the organism in Eukaryota, Metazoa, Arthropoda, Branchiopoda, Diplostraca, Daphniidae.
GGGAGAGAAAAGUUCGCCCCGGUGCUGUAGGAUUCGCCGCAAAAGGGAGGGUCCGAUGGAUGUGGAAUCUCGACGGCGAUUGGGUCCCAUGGUCUGCUGUUACGUGUCGCCGUCUGCUGAUUGUUUUCCCUUUUUCUUUUUGUGAACUUGACCCCCGCGCACGUCUUCUCCACCCUAUAUUACACGGGGUGGGACCGUCGCAAGUCCUCACUGUUAAUCACAAGCUCCGCAGCUCUCGUAAGCAGCUCGACCGUCGCCCUCACCGUUGCCCAGGGAUAAAGAAACCCCAGUGCCUUAACCUGUUUCGACGCUAGUUGGUUGCCGACUCUGUGACCUAACACAACACACUCUCGUCGCUCUCUCUCUCGACGUUUUUACUCUCUCGCACAAGUUUACACCGAUCGUUUAGCGUUUCAAGAUGCCUUUCGUCCCCGUCGAUAUCGCCAAGUGCCCCAAGUGCUCCAAGUCCGUGUACGCCGCCGAAGAGCGCGUAGCCGGUGGCAUGAAAUGGCACAAGCAGUGCUUCAAAUGCGGCCUGUGCAACAAGAUGUUGGACUCGACCAACGCCAACACUCACGAGAACGAGCUCUUUUGUAAGGUUUGUCACGCUCGCAAGUACGGACCCAAGGGAUACGGAUUCGGCGGUGGAGCCGGAGCUUUGAGCAUGGACGUCGGAGAACAUUUGGGCAACACUCAGUCCGUCUCCAAUCGCCCGGCUCCUGCUGCUGAGAAGCCAGUGCCGCAGGCUCCGGCUGGCGAAGGAUGCCCCCGCUGCGGUGGCCACGUCUACGAAGCCGAGCGGAUGUUGGCCGGUGGCAGAUCGUGGCACAAGAAGUGCUACAAGUGCAAGGACUGCCGCAAGCAUCUGGACUCGACCAACUGCUGCGAAGCUCCCGACAAAGAAAUCUACUGCAAACUUUGCUAUGCCAAAGGAUUCGGCCCGAUAGGCUAUGGCUUCGGCACGACACUUACCUCCGACGUAGACCGCCUCGAUAAGGGCAAUGCGGAAAAGAUGCGUCCAAGCCGGCCGGAUUUGGGCGUCAUCAAGGCGACUGAAGGACAGGACGGAUGCCCGCGCUGCGGCGGCGCCGUCUUCGCCGCCGAGACAAUGUUGGCUCGUGGAACGGUUUGGCACAAGACUUGCUUCAACUGCAAAGAGUGCAAGCGCGUAUUGGACUCGGUGCUGGCCUGUGACGGGCCAGAUCGUGACGUCUACUGCAAGCUCUGCUACGCCAAGAAAUUCGGCCCCAAAGGAUACGGAUUCGGAGCCGGAGGCGCUUUCCUGAUGGCCGACUCCAUUCCAAACGACAUGGAAAAUUUGGCUUUCAAGGCUAUCGACACCAAGACCAUCAAGGCUCCGGAGGGCCAGGGUUGCCCCCGUUGCGGCGGAAGCGUCUUUGCGGCUGAGCUGAUGCUGUCCAAAGGACAAGAGUGGCACAAAAAGUGCUUCAGCUGCGGCGAUUGCCACCGGCCGCUGGACUCUGUCCUGGCCUGCGACGGCCCCAACAAGGACAUUUACUGCAAGGCCUGCUACGGCAAACGAUUCGGACCGAAAGGCUUCGGCUACGGCCACUCGCCCACUCUGGUCUGCACUACAGGCACCGCUGACGUGCCCGUCGAGGCCAAGCAGGGCCUCAAGGCCGCAGAAGGUGAGGGCUGCCCUCGCUGCGGAUUCUGCGUCUACGCCGCCGAGCAGAUGAUUAGCAAGACCCGAGUGUGGCACAAGCGCUGUUUCAACUGCAGCGAUUGUCAUCACUCGUUGGACUCGACCAACCUGAACGACGGUCCCGACAAUGACAUUUACUGCGUCGGCUGCUAUCGCAGAAAGUUCGGCCCACACGGAGUCGGUUACGGCAUGGGCGGCGGAGCUCUGCAAACUUUCUAAAACUAAAAAUUUUAAAAAACAAAACAACAAAAGAAUCAUUUUUUCGGACAAUACGAUUUAUAGAUGAUGUUGAUGACGGGGUUAUUAACCGCAUCACUCGCGCUGUCCGCUGCUUUUUCACCUCCUAAAAUUUGAGGGAUUACCACACAAAAAAAAGAGAAAAAUAUUAAAAAAAAAAAAAGAAAUAAAAAUAUUAAUCAAAUGCUUUUUAUGGGGAAUUAAGUUAAGUGGGGGGAUUUUUUUCUAAAUUAAAGAAAAACAAAAUAAAAUUUUGUUUUCAGCUUUUUGAUACACCACAAAUGUCCAGACACCAAAUUUCUUUCUAUUAUUACCCACCCAAAAACAAAAUAAUCCACAUACGAUUGUUCAAAAUUAUAUUUAAUCUCCGAAUGUUUUUUUUUAAACUAUUUCUUCGCUCCGAUACCUAUCAAAUUUGACUAAUCGAUUGAUCCUAGCGUAUAAUAUUUGUAGUCUUUUUAUUUUUCAAAAAAUGGCGGGCAGAAAUGUCGGCCUUUAUUCAUGGAAUGAGUCGUUCUAGUCCUUGAUUCAUCAUGCAUCUAACUCGUGUCGUGAAAGGCCUUUUUUUUCAAAAACAAAUUUAAAGAUGAACAGAAUCAAAAUUGAAUGGCAAAAAGAUGGAAAAACAAACAAAUUUGAAUGAAAGAAAUCGACAACAGGUGACGCUAAAGUUGUCAUUUCUUGAAUUCUCUAAAUUUUUCUUUUUUCUUCUUUUUGUCGGUGUUUUUUUAUUAUUUUAAAAAUUUUCUGUUUGGCUUUUGAUAUUAUUUUAUUUGAUGCUGCUAUUUUCUUAUUAUUUAUACACAAGUUGAUUUUAUGUUUGAAGGAGAGAGCGCAUGUGUGUGAUGACGUGUCCGAGUGUGAUGACGAGGUGGCCAUAUUUGUAUAACGAUAUUUUGAUUGUUAUUAUUAUUAUUAUUUUUAAUUUGAAUUUGUUGCUAUUAUUUCUUCAACCUCAUAUUUUUGAUUGACCCCCUCUCCUCAAAUUCUUUGCGGCUUUUGGCGACCAUUUCACCCACCAGGAAACAAACAAUCACGACGACAAGCAGACAAAAUUGUUGACUAAUAACUCGUUACGUCUUUAUAUAAAUAACACGCGCUGACAGCAGCUGAUGAAUUGUGUCCUAUUUUGUUUGUCUUUUUUCUUUAUUUGAUUUAAUUAUUAUUAUUUUUUUAAAUUCCACUAUUCACCUGGGAGCUGUUUCAGCGGUUAAAAAAAAAAUUGAUUCCCUGUUUGAUUUCUUAUUCUGCUUCUCUCUCGCCCUUUGAUUCUGUAGCGGCAACAGCGCUUCCUUAUUAUUAUUCUUAUUCGUUCAAGAAUUAUCUAUUCAGACUUGGA